Molecule: messenger RNA, 1486 nt
Organism: Hibiscus syriacus
Lineage: Eukaryota; Viridiplantae; Streptophyta; Magnoliopsida; Malvales; Malvaceae
Exons: 2
Coding region: 773-1126 (117 amino acids)
Molecular function (GO): zinc ion binding; nucleic acid binding
Source: RefSeq, a predicted model, not a curated record
UUAUCUACAAGAUAUAGAAAAACACAAUGCUCUCUUGAGUUUCCACAUGAUAUUAGUCUAGGGAUCGAUCUCUCCAAUAGGAUCGAUGGUUUUCCCUUCUGAAUCUUCUGGCGCUAACUCAUCGGCAGAUUCCCUUCAAACUGUCGACGAUUUCCCAGAGCUCUCUAGCGCAACAGUCAUCUGCCAUCAUUUUGUCGGCCACAACUACUUUCCGUGGUCUCAAUCAGUCAAGAUUUUCCUUACUAGACUGGGAAAACUUGGCUAUAUAUCCGGAGAGAUUCCGAAACCUUUUUCAACAGACCCAUUUUUUGAGAAGUGGGUACGUGAGAAUGGUCGGGUGAUGUCUUGGUUGAUUAACACCAUGUCUCCUGACAUUGGUACCAAUUUUCUUCUCUACGAAACCGCUACAGAUAUAUGGGAAGCUGUUCGGGAGACAUAUUCCAGUACAGACAUGAGACAACACCUCUGAGUUGUUCGAUAUUGAGAGUAAGGCAUCGAAUUUAAAGCAUGAUGGCUUCCGUGUUACUGAAUUUUUUCAUACUUUGUCUGGUCUGUGGCAGCAACUUGAUUUGUAUGCUGUUCAUAAUUGGGAAACUCCCAAAGAUGCAGCCUUGUAUAAACAGAUACAAGCACAGAGAAGGGUUUUUCAAUUUCUUAAUGGCCUGAACGAUGACUGGAUGCUGUGAAGGCACGAAUCCUUGAAACUAAACCUGCUCUUUCCCUUCGGGAAGUCUUUGCGGAAGUCAGAAGAGAAGAGAGUAGGAGAUCCUUCAUGCUGCCUUCGGUUCCUAUCGCUGAGAAUUCUGCCUUGGUUACUCAGUCUUCUUCUUCAUCUCGGACUAAGAAGGGCCGGCCUGUUUGUGAUUUUUGCAAGAAAGUUGGACAUUUGAAGGACCAGUGCUGGAAACUUCAUGGUAAACCUGGCAAAUGGAAGCCUUCUUCCCCGCGAACACCUCACGAGUCCCACUCCAAGAUCGACAACCCUGUGAGUAAUGGUGUUUUCUCACAGGAACAGAUUGCUGUCCUCCAAAAGAUGUUUAGUAGCAUGGGAGACUCCCGUAAAGCCAAUGUGGUUCUGACAGAAGAAGAAGGCACUGGAUUCGAGGAAGACGGUUGGCAAUGCUAGACUGCACAAUGGGCUCUAUCUUCUUUAUGGCACUCUUUUUUUGCAUUCUUCAGCUCUUUCUAGUUGUGUUACUCCUUUAGACCAACAUGAUCAAAUAAUGUUAUGGCAUUUCAGGCAUGGCCACCCUAAUUUUUCUUAUCUUGCUAAACUCCUUCCUCAUUUGUUUAUUAAUAAAAAAUCACAGUUAUUUAAAUGUCAUAUUUGUCCACUUGCUAAGCAAACGAAAUCCUCUUAUCUCACAUCUCCUUAUAAAACAUCACACCCGUUUGCUUUAAUCCAUAGUGACAUAUGGGGACCCUCUACAGUGAAGAAUAUUAAUGGGUGUAGAUGGUUUGUUUCCUUCAUUGAUAAUCAUAGCAG